This is a messenger RNA of Myxocyprinus asiaticus (Chinese sucker), 2752 nucleotides long. RefSeq names its product leucine-rich glioma-inactivated protein 1-like. The record is from RefSeq and is a predicted model, not a curated record. The coding region runs from base 541 to 2172 and encodes 543 amino acids. Gene Ontology annotation, biological process: myelination. Lineage: Eukaryota; Metazoa; Chordata; Actinopteri; Cypriniformes; Catostomidae. The transcript has 8 exons. Gene Ontology annotation, molecular function: protein binding.
AAUAAAGAAUAUGUUUUUAUCAAAAAUGCUUUAUCGAUAAGAACACCACAACAUUGUUGUCUGUCUGUAAUCAAGGGGCGCAGGUGCAUCUCCCCAAAGCCUCAUGAAUAUUCUCACUUGGUUCAUGUGCAUUCACAGUAAUAACACCAUUGGAUACCAGCUGCUGGUACAGAAUGAUGCAAAAGAGGGAUUCUCCCAGGAUCUAAAGGAAUAGUUUGAUCCUUUAAACCCGCGUCGCCAAGGAAAAUAUCUCGCAUUGUGAUCUGUUUUUUUAUUUGAUUAUUUCAGAAAUCCCUGUUAUUUUAACAGUUGAUCUUUAUUUAGACAUAGAUUUGGUUUACUAUCCCAAUUUUAAAGUAGCUUAGUAGACAUUUCACCCCAUUGGAUAUUUCCAUUCUAGAAGAACGAAUCGCUUGGAUGUGCGCCUGAGACAUUCAUAAUACGGUCCCAAUUGAAGGGAGUCGACCAGAAGAGACCACCACUUAUUACCACCGAAAAGACUAAAGCAACCUACUGCACUCAGGAAUACACCAGGACAGAAUGGGACAUGCAAACAGAAGCAUAAGAGGAUACACUUUUCUGCUUUGGGUUGCCGCAGUAUUGUUGUUAGUGGAAAGCCGAAGAGGGAAACACCCCAAAUGCCCCCCUGGUUGCACGUGUACCAAAGAUAACGCCUUGUGUGAAAAUGUGCGAUCUGUGCCACACAGCUUUCCUCCUGAUGUCGUCUCACUAUCAUUUGUGAAGUCUGGAUUCAGUGAGAUUGCAGGAGGAAGCUUUCUCCACACACCAUCCCUACAGCUUCUAUUGUUUACAGCCAAUUCUUUUGACUCGAUCAAUGAAGAUGCUUUCCAAGGUCUUCCACAUCUGGAGUAUCUGUUUAUUGAAAACAACAAAAUCGAGUCGAUUUCACCCCGUGCAUUUAGAGGUUUGAAAUCUCUCAUACAUCUGAGUCUUGCCUACAAUAAUCUUGAGACGUUGCCCAAAGACAUUUUCAAAGGAAUGGAUGCUUUAACAAAAGUGGAUCUCAGAGGAAACAUGUUCAGCUGUGACUGUAAGCUGAAGUGGCUGGUGGAGUGGAUGUAUAGCACCAAUGCAACAGUGGACAAGUUGUACUGCAGUGGGCCUCCACCCUAUCAAGGGAAGACGAUAAACGACCUAGUUUCUCAGUCAUUUGACUGCAUUACAGCAGAGUUUUCUUUAAAGACGACCCUUUCAUUUGAGUCCAUAUCUGUAGAGGCCUUUACAUUUGGGAAUGAUCAAUACGUUGUAUAUGCCCAGCCCUUCUCUGGAAAAUGCAGCUUUAUGGAAUGGGACCAUGUCAACAUGGAUUUCAGAGCUUAUGACACCAUAGAGAGCACUUCCACUGUGGUGUGCAAGCCAAUGGUCAUCGAUAACCAGCUUUUCAUUAUUGUUGCUCAACUAUUCGGUGGCUCUCACGUUUACAAAAGGGACAGCUCUGCGAACAAAUUCAUCAAAAUCCAAGACAUUGACAUUCUGAAAACCAGGAAGCCCAACGACAUCGAGACAUUCCACGUGGACGGCGAGUUCUUCUUCGUGAUAGCAGACAGCUCGAAGGCCGGCUCCACCACCGUGUACAAAUGGAACGGCAACGGCUUCUACUCCCACCAGUCCCUCCAUCCCUGGUACCGAGACACAGACGUUGAAUACCUUGAAAUCACUGGCAAAACCCACCUUAUUUUGUCUAGCAGCUCCCAGAGGCCUGUUGUCUACCAGUGGAGCAAGAGCCACAAGCAGUUUGACCGCCGGACUGACAUUCCCGAAAUGGAGGACGUCUACGCCGUCAAACACUUCAAGGUGAAGGGGGAGCUGUUUAUCUGUCUGACGCGCUUCAUCGGUGACUCCAAGGUGAUGAAAUGGGAUGGCUCAAUGUUCAUGGAGAUACAGACAAUGCCCUCGCGGGGUUCCAUGGUGUUCCAGCCCGUCUCCUUUGGCAACUCUCAGUACGCCAUCCUAGGCAGCGACUACUCGCUAACCCAGGUCUAUCAAUGGGACAACAAGAAGAGUCAGUUUGUGCACUUCCAGGAGCUCAAUGUCCAGACGCCAAGGGCUUUCUCGCUAGUGUCCAUUGACAACAGAGAGUUCCUGUUGUCUUCUAGCUUCAAAGGGAAGACACAGAUUUAUAAGCACUUGAUGAUUGACCUGAGCAAUUAGGGUGUGAAUUUAAAACACAGAGAACAAGACCCUUACACACACAUACACAAGCCUGUUGUGAAACUACAUGCAUGAUCUAGCCUAGUGCUAAUAAUAAUAAUUCCAGAUGAAUGCCUCUCUAGAAACACCCUUUGUGUAUUUCUCUGUUGUCAACGUUUGUUCUGCACUUUUCAUUUUUCCUCUUUUUUUGCCCCUUUAAACAAAAGCUUUUGUUAAUGUAUUAUCUGCCAUUACGUGCUUGCAAAUAGUCACUAAAGAGGUAUAAUAAGGAAACAACAAAGUUUCAGUCAGUUAACUGUUAACGUAUUAACAAUCUGCCAAAUAAACUGUUUACAUUUUUACAGUAAUGUAAAAAGUUAUUUUUUUACUUUUUUUCUUUUGCACGAAAGGGACCACUUUAAUGACAUUUCUCAAAUUGUGUGUGAUAGAUUUGAAAUGAGUUCUGAUCAAUAAUUUCAUUUAAUAAUGCAAUAAGCUUAGAUUUAGCUUUGAGGAAAAGUUAUGUGUGGGAAGAAAGGUUAGUUGUUUUCUGGUACUUGUUUGUUUAUUUUGUUAGAUCUAAUAAAACCUAUAAAAAAUA